CCCUUUUCCUUUUUCACUACCAAAUAAGGCAAAGUCUUGUAAAUUCUUCCGCGAAAGGCAAGGAUCGUUCCGGUCGUCAAGUAAAGAUAAACACAUAACAGCCACGCGACCUCGGAGGAGUCAGACGUCCCUUCUCUCUACACUCCUUGAAACGGGUUUCCUCCUUCCACAUUUCAUCCGCAUUUCACAUUAUGAUCCCUUCUCCAAACCUCUACCUCUCUGCGCUUCCAAAUAUCUCUUAACCCAACUGAGCACGACAGGAUUGAUGCUUACAGUCGAGAGAACAAUUGCGGCGUUUCUGUUCGUUAUAUUCUCCAUGCUUCUGAAAUUAUGAAGCGAGACCAGCUUUCCUCCGAAUGCGGUGGCUGCGGCUCCGAGGAGCGAUGGCUCCUCCACAACGUCCGGCACCGAGGAAUCUACCGACGUCUCUGUACUUCUUGCGUCUUGAAGUUCCAUGGCGGAUCAUUUUGCCCUCAUUGCUUUGAGGUGUACGAGGGGUCUCUACCUCCACAUGAACGCGUCAUGUGCUUGAAAUGUCCGUCUGUUGCACACCUGGCCUGUGUCGGCAUUGAAAGUGCUCCUCGUUAUGUUUGUCCCACAUGUCUAAACCCUGCCUUCUUGUUCUUCGAAGUUGGUGCCUCGAGUAAGAAGAUCAAAGUCGGGGAAGGUGAUUCGGCGAAUGGUGGAGGGCGGCGGGUGCUUGAUCAGAAGUCUGCCAAGGUUUUUCUUGCUUCUGCAAAGAUCGCUGCUGUUUCGAUGAGCAAAGCGGCGGCUGUGGCUAGGAUUGAGGCCGAAAGAAGAGUUAAAGAAGCCUCAGUGACGAAGAAGAGAGCACGGGAGGCGUUGGAGCGAGUUGCUUUCCUCGUGGCAAAGGAGAAAGAGAAAGACAAAGACAAAGAGAAGGAGAAGGAGAAGGAGAAAGAGAAAGACAAGGAGAAAGAGAGGGGAAAGGAAUUGGCGCGUUCCAUGGUGGAGCAGAAGAAGAAACCGAAAGGGAAUACUGCUGUUACUGCUGCUGUGGCUGCGCACAAGCGGAUACAAAGUAACCCUAGGGCUGGGGGAAAUGGUAAACCUGGUGGGGUUCUGGUACAUUUGAAUGAUAUUGGUUCAAGCGUGAAAGAAAGGUUGACAGGGACGAAUCUUUCAACUGUAGUGCUAGGGCUGCCUAAGAAUGGUGUUUCCAUUGGAAACAAGGAUAAACAAAAAGUGGUGCCGGGUUCUGGCGUGGUGCACCAGCAACUUCAGAACCAUGCUUCUGUGAAAGAAAAUGAUAAGUUGGGCAGUAUGCUUCAUUUACAAAAUCAUAAUAUACAAGUUGAGAAGGAGAAGAAUAACAAUGGAGUGCUUACAGUUCCUCCAGUCGUUGGACAAUUGCAGCAUCCUCAACAUGAUAAUGGUGUGGAAGAGGAGAGAGGCCAGUCAGGAUUAGUGGAUUCUGAGUUGGGUUCCCGACUGCCCCAAUCAAACCAAGAUAAAUUGGCCGCAGAGACAAUUUCAGGAUUUUUACUUACAGGAUCAUCAAAUGCUGCGGGUUAGCCUUGUAAGUGGACCUACUCGUGGCAAAUUAAAAGAGCAAUACUGCAGCGGUACGAUUGGAAUGCAGAUAUCAUCCUGUUUGUUCUGCAGUGGUAGUGCCUUUGUUGCCAGAUCACGAUACUCCUUGCGUUGCCAGCAGGACUGACUAUUAUGCCAUGGCAGAGAGAGCAUGCAUGUAGUACGGGACGUGGUACUGUGGUAGUGUGCUGUGUGAUGGGCAAACGAGGUGACCACAUUGGUGUCACGUUAUUGGUUUUGUGCUCAUGUGAUGGGUGAAAAGUAAAUACACCCAGAGCAUGAUCCAUGUCGAAGACUUGGUCCCACCAUUUGAUCCUUAGCAGGGACAGCUUUGGAAAAUAAUGAUCUAGUCUGGUUAGAUUAUUGAGGAUCCUAGCUGUCAGAUGCAUUGCAUUCCUGUAAACUGUCACAACGGUCAUGGUGAAUGAUGUGAGUAAAUUGUUUUACCCUUGCCGUCGAAA
Molecule: messenger RNA, 2015 nt
Organism: Nelumbo nucifera (sacred lotus)
Lineage: Eukaryota; Viridiplantae; Streptophyta; Magnoliopsida; Proteales; Nelumbonaceae
Source: RefSeq, a predicted model, not a curated record